This is a messenger RNA of Malassezia vespertilionis, 2550 nucleotides long. RefSeq names its product plasma membrane localization protein (gene EFR3). NCBI's taxonomy places the organism in Eukaryota, Fungi, Basidiomycota, Malasseziomycetes, Malasseziales, Malasseziaceae. Gene Ontology annotation, biological process: protein localization to plasma membrane. The transcript has 2 exons. The record is from RefSeq and is a predicted model, not a curated record. Bases 1 to 2550 code for a protein of 849 amino acids.
AUGCUGUGCAUCCCGAAAUCGAACCACAAGAAGCUGGUAGAGGAUUGCUACCCAGCUUCAAAGGCUCUAGAGUCGACCGCUCCAGAGUACCGCCCAAACUCGAAUGAACUGGGACGGCUUUGCUACUAUGCGGCGCGCAAACCUGCCAAGCUCACCAAAGUAGGCCAUUUGCUUGCCGUCCGCAUUGCCUUGGACGCGCGUUCACUUCGCAGCGUGCGCACGGAGAAGAUUAAAGCGUACGUAUGGGGCGUUACUUACCGCAGCGCUCUCAUGAUCACGCUUGGUAUUUUGAAGGAACUCGCCGCGACCGGCCAAAACGGUCUGCCGUACCUCGCGCAGGCCGCUCAGCUAGUUCUCUCUGAGUCCAUCCAGGCUGCUGAGCCGAACGUAACGAACGGUACAUGGGACACUGACAUAAUUGGGCGCGUCGCCACGACCUUCUCUGCGUUUGUGCGCGAAACACCCGCGAGCAUGCUCGAAGUCGACGAAAACGUCGCGCGCUGCGUGUUUACCGUGCUUACACAGGUCCAACCGCUUGUCGGAUCCAUGGUCGACGAACACACGCGCCUCGUGGGCCUUGGUGCCAUGGCCGGUGUCGUUGAGUCGCCGGUUCUGUAUACUUCUGCCUUUUCACGGUUCACCGAACUCAUGCUCCCGAGUAUUUUGGAUACGAUCAGUCUGAAGCACAUUCCUUUAGAGGUGCUUGCGUCGCACACGUCGCGCACCGAAGGCAUCCCGACGCUCAGCAGCACUGCAGAUGCCAAUGCCGAAACCACGGCGUGCGCAGCGCUCCUACUUCUCUCGUACAUUGCACAAGGCGCCGACGCGAACCAGCUGCGUACGCUCGUAUGCCAAAUUACGCGCUUCCUCGACACCAGCGCGCAGGACAUGUACACGAACGAGGAGUGGUUCCCUUGGCUCAUGGGGAUGAUCACCAACUGGGCGACGCCUGCAUCGCGCUACGUUAUCCCUCACACGCUUGUCAACAUUCUGGAUACUUCUUCUAUCCCUGGUGGGCGCGAUGUGCGACUCUUGCAGGCGCUGCACUUGAUCCUCGUCGACGGCACCGAGGUCGUCGGACUUAAUAUGACCGAGUUGCUCGACGGCCACCUUCAGUUUUUGCUUGUGCAUGUCCAGCGAGAUGCACAGGACCCCAUCAUUGGCUCGACGAUUGAGGCGAUUGGCCGCCUUGCACAGCACACGAUGUAUGCAGACCAGCUCGCCGACUUUGUGCGGCAGAUCAAUGCACGCAUCAUUGUGCUUCAAAACGUCUCCGCCAAGCUCACGCAGCUGCAGCGCGACGAGAGUAUUCGCGCGCUCCUCUUCUCGCUCAUUGCCAUCUUCUGUGCCACGCCAACAGAGCGCAUUAGCGCACCCGUGUCGCUCUCUGUGUGGGAUGGUACCGAGUCGCUGCUUCUCGCCGAUAAUGCCGCGGUGCGUGUGACAUACCUCCAAACACUACUCAUUUACUUGGAUAUCUGCACAAAGCGUAAAAUGCAAGUCGUCCAAGGCGAGGCAAGGUAUGCGCCGUUGGGCGACGGCAUCCGCUUCCUCUAUGCCUUGAUUGCCAAUGCCUACGUCAACCUGUCCCGCCUAAUGCUUGCGCCGGGCUCGCAGGAAGCUGCGCGUGCGAUGGAACUCAGCAAAGGACGCUACAACAUCGACAGCAUCAAUGCCAUCCCCGCAGAUUACGCCGCGUUCCUCGCCGUGCUCGAAUCGUUGUACACCACGCACCCUGCUUCGGCGCUCCUUGCGUCCGUUCCUGCGCUCCUCGCACUGGAUCGCGUCGCUUCCACGUCCACCGGCGCACUUGCGCAGCGCCGCGCAUGCCGCUGGGUCGUUGGACGUGCGCUGUGCAAGCUUGGCGUGAUUUGGGACGCGCAGCGCCUCGUCCUCUUUGCCCAGCAACACGUCCUCGUCCAUGUGCAGGACAUGCUUCUUUCCAUGCCUACCCUCGAGGCGCAGUACCAGCCAGAGCCCGUGUUCGACAUGUUUGGCGAUGGCGUCGGCAGCUCGUUUGAGGCCGUGUCGGACCUCGACGCAACUGCCGAGCUCCUGGCGCAGAGCGCUACGCUCCAAGUCGCCGCAAACUGCAGCGAAGCCGCGCUCCGCCAAUGGCUUUUGCGCGCAUGGACAGUUUCGGUGGGCAUUCAGGACGCAGAGAUCGGUGCACUGCCUUUUGGCGAAGCUCGUAUGCGCGCGGCAAGUCCACAACUUGCGACGCAGUCGGCCUCUAGUCCCCUCAAGCGCGAGGAUACGAUGAAUGUGAGCGAUCUACGCAUGGCACUGAUGCGCCAUGGUGCUGCGUCUCAACCGUCCCAGGCCCAUGCGAACUUGAAGAGUGAGCGCCGCCGUACACAGAGCAUGUUGGGUUCGCCCGUCGACUUGCGCCCGAGCGUAUCCUCCCUCAUGGACAAGUACCAAGUAAGCAAAGGCGUACCAUCGUCUGAACAACACAACUACGCACUGCCAGCCUCUGCGCGAAGCGCAGAUGUAGACGCGACUGUUUCUGGUGCUCUUUAUAGUCAGCGUGCCGUACCCGUAGUCUAA